CGGCGACUCGCGUUCAUUCCUCAGGCGGGACGAGUCACGCGCGCACGACGUUGCGGUAGUCGCGAUCGAAUUGCGUUUCAUUGAGCGCGGAUCCUUCGUUUAGUGUUUGACAGUGACAAGAGACAAGAGUGUGAUACUUGGGCGAAACAUGGCUGACAGUGGUAUCAAGCGCAACAUUCCCAUCAAGCUCGGCGACUUCAGCGUCAUCGACACCGAGUUCUCCAACAUACGCGAACGCUUCGAUGCCGAGAUGAGAAAGAUGGAGGACGAGAUGUCGCGGUUCCGCAGCGAGCUGAUGAACCGCGAGAGCAACAACUUCUUCAAGAGCACCACCAGUCGGCAUCAUACGAGCACCAGCGAGCAUCACACGUCGACGACCUCGAAGAGCGAAGGUUGGGACAAGGUCGACCCUGCAGCACCGCCAAAGCGGUCCGCGUUCGACAGCUUCAAAAGCACUACCACGCAACAAAGCACUCAAAAUAGCAGUUCCCUGAGUCCUCAACACGAUCAUACUUGGCUGGAUGGCCUCAACAGUCCCCUCAUCCAGGAUGAGGGUGACAACAAGAUGCUGAAGCUGCGCUUCGAUGUGUCUCAAUACACGCCCGAGGAGAUCGUUGUCAAAACUGUGGAUAACAAACUCUUGGUCCAUGCUAAACACGAGGAGAAGACAGAGAGUAAAUCAGUAUACAGAGAGUACAAUCGGGAAUUCUUGUUGCCGAAAGGAACCAAUCCCGAGAGUAUCAAGUCUUCUUUGAGCAAGGAUGGUGUCCUUACCGUGGAGGCGCCUUUACCGGCGAUCGGAUCGGGCGAAAAAUUAAUCCCGAUCGCACAUCAGUAAACUCGCGAUGAAUCGUCGAAACUACAAUUUCUUAUCUCCUGUCUCAAACUCCUCCCGUUCCAACUACCAUUCAACUUACC
Camponotus floridanus (Florida carpenter ant) is the source of this 918-nucleotide messenger RNA. RefSeq names its product alpha-crystallin A chain. Gene Ontology annotation, biological process: protein refolding; response to heat. The record is from RefSeq and is a predicted model, not a curated record. The transcript is spliced from 4 exons. Bases 149 to 838 code for a protein of 229 amino acids. NCBI's taxonomy places the organism in Eukaryota, Metazoa, Arthropoda, Insecta, Hymenoptera, Formicidae. Gene Ontology annotation, molecular function: protein folding chaperone.